This is a messenger RNA of Raphanus sativus (radish), 1291 nucleotides long. RefSeq names its product F-box protein At1g69090-like. The transcript has a single exon. Gene Ontology annotation, molecular function: protein binding. Lineage: Eukaryota; Viridiplantae; Streptophyta; Magnoliopsida; Brassicales; Brassicaceae. Bases 63 to 1175 code for a protein of 370 amino acids. The record is from RefSeq and is a predicted model, not a curated record.
AGAGAGUGAAAACUAAUAUUAUAUCCCAAAAAAUUGAAGCUUGGUCGUUAAGGUUUCGUCAGAUGGCUUCACAACCGUUAGCCUUAGCCCAAUCUCCUCCAAAAUCUCAUUGCUGGUCCGAGCUUCCUCUAGAUCUCAUGCAGCUGAUCUUGGAGCGCCUUGGAUUUGCCGAUUUCGAAAGGGCUAAAUCAGUUUGUUCAUCAUGGGGAUCUGCUUCGAGAAAAUCAAAGCCAAACAAUAAGAUCCCUUGGAUGAUUCUAUUCCCUGAGGAAAAGAAUUACUGUCUCUUGUUCAAUCCUGAAGAUAAAGAAGAAAAGCUCUACAAAACUCAACAUCUUGCCGACGACUUUACAGAAAUCCAUUGUCUGGCGACAUGUAGAAGCUGGCUUUUGAUGGAUCCUAGUUUGAAAAACAAGGAAAACCCUGUUUAUAUUUUAAAUCUCUUAACCCGCGAGAGAAUCAAUCUACCUCCUAUUUGGGAUCAACGAUUUGACUCUCCGAUAUUGUGGAUAGACGAGAAAACCAAAGAUUACCUUGUCAUAGGAGAUACUCUACUUUAUUUGAAGAAAGGUGAUAAAUCGUGGAAACAAAUCUCGGAAGGCAUCCAAGAUGACAUGGUAUUCAAAGAUCACAAACUCUAUUGUCUCGCCGAUGAUGAACUGCGUAUUUUCGACUUUUCUGGUGAAUUUCCGCUGCAAGUUUCCAGAGUUAGCGUAGGAGGGGGACGCGUACAACCAAAAAUAUUAAGCUGUCGUCGGAUGAGAUUGCCUGAUAUUCCAGAUCAUAUCCAAGAGGUUCGCACGAGGGAGAACGUGGUAGUCACUGUACGAGGAGAUGUCUUAAUUGUUAAGAGCGAAAGUCCUUUUUUGUCCGAAACAUGGAACUUUAAAAUCUUCAAGAUGGAUUCAUCAAAUGGGCUGGAGGAAAUUUUUUCUUUGGGAGAUGAGGCGAUUAUUUUAGAUUUGGGUAUUACAGUGCUUGCUAAGGACCAGGAUGGCAUCACUAGUAACUCCAUUUACUUCACAGGCGAUGAGAUAGGUUGGUACGAGUGCGACACUGAAAUCUUUGUAUUCAAUCUCGAUUCAAAGAAGGCUGAACAACUACCACCACUUGUUUCUUCCUCUGUUUCAUUCUCUAGAGCUCGUUGGUUCCUACCAAGUUUCAGGAAUGAUUGAUCCCUACCUAUAGGGGUUUCUCUUCUUUGUUGUUGUUUUUUUUUUUUUUGAAUUUAAGCUUUUUAAUAAUUGGUACUAUUUUCUUGGUCUUCAAGCUUUCUAUUUCUUUUCUUUUU